Molecule: messenger RNA, 5865 nt
Organism: Pimephales promelas (fathead minnow)
Lineage: Eukaryota; Metazoa; Chordata; Actinopteri; Cypriniformes; Leuciscidae
Source: RefSeq, a predicted model, not a curated record
CCGAUCCUAGUUAAUUUUUUUCCCUCUCUCCAGAGCCCGGUGCUCAAACUGUUAGUGGGAGUCUGUGAGCCAAGCUUUCACACAGCACCAAACGCCCCGCACUUCACAACUGACCCAGCGGCGCAGCGGAGCAGUUGUGCCCGGACAGCGCAGCGGAGAAGAGCGGAGCUUCCUCUGUGGGACCCCGAUACUCUCUUACGACCAAACACUACAUUGGCGCUCCUUUAGAUGAACAGCCUAGUGUGGUUUUGAUACACUUUUGAAGGGUUUAAGGACUGGACAGAGUCGGAUAGCUCAAGGCUGUGUGGUGAACACAGCUUCUUCUCAAACACUCCACUGACUUCACGUCUGCUCAGAUUUUUCUUUACGCCUGGAUUUAAAAACUUCAGUGUAUUUGGAUGAUUUGCCCCCUGAAUGUGAUUCAACUAACAUCUGGAGGGACCUCUCAGACCAGUCUUUCUCAAAAAGCCGAUCAACGUAUUUUAUUGUGAUCUUGUAAAGGAUUAGCCUACUGUCAAGACGGAAUUUGGUUGGGAACAGGCAGGAGUGUGUUUGUGGCAGUGCCACAUUGACAGCAUGUGUGUAAAGGUGGAGGAUGUCUGAGUCUGGUCUCAGUGGUGAGGACACUCGUCCCCGCGUCGUUCCGCCCGGGAUGGUCCCGCUCUGUCUCCUCCUGUACCUCGUGUCCCUCAUCGUCCCCUCGGUGGAUGGCGCCCACCUGCUGUCUCCAGAGCCCACAGACUGGGUUUCGAGUGAGGUGGAACCGGAAAUGUUUCUGGAAGACCACGUGGCAGGAGUCGGGGACACGGUGGAUCUGUCCUGCACACCGCGUGACUUCCUGCUCCCCAUCGUGUGGCAGAAAGAUGGCAACAUCGUGUCUCCUAGCAACCGUACGCGGGUGGGGCAAAAAGUGCUUCACAUCAUCAACGUCUCCUAUGAAGACUCGGGGGUGUACUCUUGUAAACAUCCCUACAGCAGCAUGCUGCUAAGCAACUACACCGUCAGAGUCACCGAUUCUCUGUCCUCUGGUGAUGAUGAGGACUAUGAUGAAGAAGAGGACGAUGCAGGUAAUGGAAAUGAAGCUCCAUACUGGACCCGUUCUGACCGGAUGGAGAAGAAAUUGUUGGCCGUUCCUGCCGCCAAUACGGUGAAGUUUCGCUGUCCCGCUGCUGGCAACCCCAUGCCCACUAUCCAUUGGCUGAAAAAUGGCAAGGAAUUCAAAGGAGAGCAGAGAAUGGGCGGGAUUAAAUUGAGGCAUCAGCAAUGGAGUUUGGUCAUGGAGAGCGCCGUUCCAUCUGACCGAGGGAACUACACGUGUGUGGUGCAGAACAAAUACGGGACAAUCAAACACACUUACCAACUGGACGUGCUGGAGCGCUCUCCUCACCGGCCCAUCCUACAGGCGGGACUCCCGGCCAAUCAGACAGUGGUGGUUGGCAGCGACGUGGAGUUUCACUGUAAGGUGUACAGUGAUGCUCAGCCACACAUCCAGUGGCUCAAACACAUCGAGGUGAACGGAAGCCAGUAUGGGCCCAAUGGCACCCCCUACGUCAACGUCCUUAAGAGUUUUGUCAGUAAGGUAAAAGAGGCCCACGAUACGCUGACUCUGUAUAAUGUGUCAGAAAAAGAUGCAGGCCAGUACUGGUGCAGAGCCAACAACUUUUUAGGCAUUUCAGAGAAUACGUUCUGGCUCACAGUGUCCCAGCCAGCGGUGGAGAUGGAGAGAGAGGAUGACUACGCGGACAUUCUCAUCUACGUGACGGGCUGCGUGCUCUUCAUCCUCACCAUGGUCAUCAUUAUCCUCUGCCGUAUGCGGAUGAACACGCAGAAGACGCUCCCGACGCCGCCCGUUCAAAAACUGUCCAAAUUCCCCCUCAAGAGACAGGUGUCCUUGGAGUCGAACUCUUCCAUGAAUUCCAACACCCCAUUGGUCCGGAUCGCCCGCCUGUCAUCCAGCGAUGGGCCGAUGCUGCCCAAUGUUUCUGAGCUUGAACUGCCCUCUGAUCCCAAGUGGGAAUUUCCACGUACAAAACUGACGCUGGGAAAACCGUUGGGAGAGGGCUGCUUUGGACAGGUUGUGAUGGCUGAAGCCAUUGGGAUUGACAAGGAGAAACCCAACAAACCUCUCACUGUUGCUGUCAAGAUGCUCAAAGAUGAUGGCACGGAUAAGGACCUGUCGGACCUUGUGUCUGAAAUGGAGAUGAUGAAGAUGAUUGGAAAACACAAGAACAUCAUCAACUUGCUGGGAGCGUGCACACAAGAUGGUCCUCUGUAUGUACUGGUGGAAUAUGCCUCUAAAGGGAAUCUUAGGGAAUAUCUGCGGGCAAGAAGGCCUCCUGGGAUGGACUACUCAUUUGACACCUGUAAGAUCCCGAACGAAACUCUGACAUUUAAAGACCUGGUGUCCUGCGCCUAUCAGGUCGCCAGGGGUAUGGAGUACCUGGCCUCAAAGAAGUGUAUCCAUAGGGACCUCGCAGCCCGGAAUGUUCUAGUUACCGAGGACAACGUGAUGAAGAUUGCAGACUUCGGUCUGGCUAGAGACGUGCACAACAUUGACUACUACAAGAAGACCACCAACGGUCGUCUCCCCGUCAAAUGGAUGGCACCAGAAGCACUGUUCGACCGUGUCUACACGCACCAGAGUGAUGUGUGGUCUUAUGGGGUUUUAUUAUGGGAGAUUUUCACACUGGGCGGCUCACCCUACCCAGGUAUCCCAGUGGAGGAGCUCUUUAAACUGCUGAAGGAGGGACAUCGAAUGGACAAACCUGCCAACUGCACUCAUGAACUGUACAUGAUCAUGCGGGAGUGUUGGCACGCCGUUCCUUCACAAAGACCCACGUUCAGACAGCUGGUGGAGGAUCACGACAGGGUUCUUUCCAUGACCUCCACUGACGAGUAUCUGGACCUGUCGGUACCGUUCGAGCAGUACUCUCCAACCUGCCCGGACUCCAACAGCACCUGUUCUUCCGGCGACGACUCCGUGUUUGCUCACGACUCCUUACCUGACGAGCCCUGCCUCCAAACAUCACCACCACACCAAUGGGGUCAUAAGAACAUAAGGAAUGGUGGUUUGUGGGGAUCUUUCGGUUUGCUGGACUGGACCGGCAUGUAGCGGUGUGCAGACGGGGUUCCCGGCACAGUGUGGAUCUCAACGAGAAGCUUCAGACUUCCAACUGUUCACAGGUCUGAAGGACAGAUUACGCUCCUGUCCUUCAGCUCCUCCUUUUCUUCCAAAUCAUUAUUCAGCUUUUUGUCUUCGAAAAAGAGAAUUCCUAUUUUUGUAUUCGGCCAGUUUCGUUUUUCCUUUGUCAGAAGGGUCAAACCAUUCCGUGCCUACCAAAAAACAAACAGACUGACAAAUGGCUGGACAGGAAACAAAAAGAACGGAUCAACACUGUGUAACGGCACAGUUCUGAAGCGGUGGACGGGAAGGGGUUUUCACAGCAAUAUCUGACUGGAGUGAGAAUCAAACCCAUGGCCAGUCUCUUCUCUCCACUCCUCACAAAGAACGUUUUUCGUCCUUUUUUAAUAAGAAAAGAGAGAAAGGUCUCCUAGAUGUGAGAUUUAAUUAGAAGAUAUAUAACUGUGUGCUUUGUAUGUAUCUUAAAGUUUUUAUUGUAAAUAUAUAGAUAUAAAUAUGUAUCACAUUGCAGUCAGUAGCAGUGUACUUAAGAAAAAGAAAUGACAUUUUAAAAGAGCAAGUGAGCAUACACUGUUGAGAUCAUGUAAACAUUUAAUCUAAAAGAAAAAGCAAAACAAAAGUUUUAUUUGAUUUAACAUGUAUAUUUGUAAAGCUAUUUAUAGACAUAGGGUUUUUAAGGGGGUCUACAAUUAUAGUCGGGUUUUGGUACUGUAAACAAAGGGUUUUUCUUCUUUUAAAUUUUGUAAGUUAUUUACCACAGAUUUACUUUUUUUCCUUCCAUUUCUUAGUUUACAUUGACAAGAAUGUAUGAGAAACUAAUUGGUGAUAUCAGCAGAUUAAGAGGAUGAAAUUAUGAAUUCUAAAGCAAGAAAUAAGUAUACUAGAAGUUGCUUUGCCCGAUUCUCGGUAUUGAAUUUCGCGAUAAAAGGACCACAAGCGCUUCUGCUCUUCACGAGGAAACCACGCCGAUGUUCAGACUCACACUUAAAGCACUUUUCAUCGUUUUUGUACAGUAUGAAAAAAAACAAAUUCAUAUUUGGGCUUCCAUGCAUAGUGUUUAUCAAAACAAUAAGUAAAAAAACAUGGUUUUCCCUGAAGAUGGGCGCUGUGAUCCUUUCAUAUGAAGGAGUGCUAUGUGGGUUAAACCUAACAUGGCACAUAGAAAUAUGGUGAAACCAUACUGUACGUUAUGAGUUUGUUGCUCUUAUUUGCUCUUUUGCUAAUGAAUAUGUAUAAUAACAUUUUUGAGGUAAUCCUCCGGGUCGGUGUGUUUGCAAAGUGCCAAAAUCUUUCUCUCUGCUCUGAGUUUUAUGUUAAUGAGUACAGAACCGUUAUUGCUAUUCAACUCCAGCGUGCAUGGUUGUCAGAUGAGUGUCUCUGGCCCUGCGAAUCGAAGCGAAGCAUUAUGGGAUAGCUUGGACGUGUCUCAGGGUGUCCUCAGACAAUUGCAUUCAAGCAGAAAGCCGGCAAUAAUAUAAUAUAAUGGGGAGAAAAAGAGGAUGAUUCGCUUGCUGCUAAACUACGAAAACUGUAGAUUUGAUACGAGAUGACUGUACAGCUCCCUCCUCCUGCAAAACAUAGCAUUUUUGUACUUGUUAAGUGCCUGGGAGGGAGUUGAGUGGCUGAAUAUUGCGACGUACGGUUUGAAUGUACGGCCACAUCGACAAAACGAUAUAAGCAGGGUGUUUCUUAAAACGAUUGAGCAAACGGCACUUUGUUACCUUGAUUCUCAGAUUGGGUUCUCAAAGAUAUGGAUGACGUCGUUCUGUAAUUUCUUCUUCCAGCUGUGGGACAACAUGUUUCGUGUUUUUGAGUGUUUGUCCAUUCGUUUACUGUUUGGUGUGGGAUGGCAGGGCAAGCGAUCGCUCUCGGCUUCCAUUUUUGUACAACCUGUAACCUCCGGCUCACAUCCUCCGCUCUACUACUGACAGCCCUCUUGCAUUGUUUCCAACCUAUCAAACAAUGUUGCUGGUCCUUUUCCCUCCUUGACACAGAUCGACAUUAUUUAUUUCCUUGUAUUUAUGUUUUAUUUGAUCCGUUUCCUUUCAUGACCUUGUCUUGUUCAAAAGGCCAGCAUUCCUUCAUGCUUUUGUGUUUUAGGAUGGAGGUAGAGCCGAGAUGCAUUUAGGGGUUGAAGAAAGUUUGCAAUGUUUACAAUGAACAUCCAGACAGUGUUAAAGGACAAUGUGUUUCCCCAGCACUUUUAAAGCGGCUGGAUGAUGAGCAAUACUGGUCUGAUGUCAACACACGCAUUUGUUCUUUUCCUCUUAAGCUCUAUUUGAUAGUGCCAUUCAGCUCUUAUUAGAAUUAAGAUAAUAAAUUAAGUUAUAGAUUUAAAUUCGCAAAUGAUUGUUGUAUGUCGAGUAGAUAUAGGUGUGUUUUUCUUUUGUUUUGUUUCAAUAGGGAUGAAAACUUCUUUACAGUAUUUUCUUGCAGAAGAAUUGCAUUGCAUUCCAGGUAGAUUUCUUUCUUCACGCGGUGAGGUGACAUGUUUGCAGAAUUAACGUCAUUCAGCAUCUGCAUCCCUCUCUGUUUAACAUAAGAUUGGAAUAGUUGACUAACAGUGUUUUGUUGUUUUUCCAUAUCUCUGUAUGUGUGGAACAUUCCGUUCUGUUUCAGUUGUGCCCCUCACGAGCUGUUAAACCUCUUUACACUCUAUCAGUCUGUGCCUGACGGAAUUAUGCUGUCAAUCAAAACCUUUUCAAUAAACACAACAAAACGAG